AUGACUACAGCCUUGACAUGUGGAGCCUGGGCUGCCUGUUGGCCAGCAUGGUCUUCCGCAAGGAGCCUUUUUUCCACGGCCACGACAACUACGACCAGUUGGUGCGGAUUGCCAAGGUGUUGGGCACAGAGGACCUCUAUGACUAUAUCGACAAGUACAAUGUGGAACUGGACCCCCGCUUCAACGACAUCCUGGGCAGGCAUUCCCGCAAGCGAUGGGAGCGCUUUGUGCACAGUGAGAACCAGCACUUGGUGAGCACCGAGGCGCUGGACUUCCUGGACAAACUGCUGCGCUACGACCACCAGACUCGGCUGACAGCCCGCGAGGCGAUGGAGCACCCGUACUUCUAUCCAAUUGUGAAGGAUCCAGCCAGGCUGGCAUCCUCCGCAGUCCUCUCAUCAGCUAACACGCCUGUCAGCUCCUCCAGCAUGUUGGCAGGGAUCGCCUCCAUGUCUGCCUCUCAGCCGAUCGGUGGCUUGGCUGCCUCCCCCGUCAUCUCCUCUCCAAACGCGCUGGGUUCGCCAGUCCCUGCUGCCGCCGGAGCUCAGCCUUGACCACCAGACAGCCAGCUCUGGCUCUGAGCACCGCCAAGGCCACAGCCUUGCCCUCCUUCUCCUCACCCCCCCUGCCCACCUCUGCAUGGCGCUAUUGCCCGCCCAGGGUGGGCAGGAGGAUGGACAGGCAGGGGUGGGGUGAGGUGGAGGGGGGUCUGCCUCUGGAAUCCGAUUUUUUUGUUUGUUUCUGUUGAGUAUGUCAAGGAGCCAAGUCCAGGCUGCUGCUGCUGCUGCUGCUGCUGCUGCUGCUGCUGCUGCUGCUCUUCCUCCUUCUCUUGAUGCGGCAACAAACGCAGACUCUUUUUCCAGGCAGAGGCUUCUCUGUGGUUUGUGUCGAGUCACGUGAGCUGCAUUCUUCCCACGAGGGUCGUGGUUAGUGAUGCAACUACCAUGUAGACACCUGAACGGAGAAUAAAAUUUAUUUUCUAUGUCCCUAAAA
Python bivittatus (Burmese python) is the source of this 993-nucleotide messenger RNA. NCBI's taxonomy places the organism in Eukaryota, Metazoa, Chordata, Lepidosauria, Squamata, Pythonidae. The record is from RefSeq and is a predicted model, not a curated record.